This is a messenger RNA of Puccinia triticina, 681 nucleotides long. RefSeq lists its product as uncharacterized. NCBI's taxonomy places the organism in Eukaryota, Fungi, Basidiomycota, Pucciniomycetes, Pucciniales, Pucciniaceae. The coding region runs from base 1 to 681 and encodes 226 amino acids. The transcript has 2 exons. The record is from RefSeq and is a predicted model, not a curated record.
AUGGACUCUUCUGACAGUGAAGUAGACGAAGUCACACUUAUCAUCCCUUAUGAUUGGGCACGCCGCCGCCGCUCUCCGGCCUGGACAUUCUCUUUGCGUCCUUUCGAGCCCUUUUACCACCGUCCCUCUCGGACCUGGACCCUGUCCUUGCGACUUUUCGCCGGCUUUUACUCGCUGGAGCUGCGUCCGGAGAGCUUUGACCUGGACGCGGGGCAGACACAAGAGAUCCGGGAAUACUUGGAAACCGCACCCUUCCUCCUGCGCGUCGGACGCGAAGGCAACCACACUCUAUUUGUGCAAGGGGUCCGCACGCGCACCGACCUAACCCACCCUGCCGUCCAGAUCCUCGCCUCGGCCGACCCGCAAUGGAGGCAUCAGUACAUCGACGAGAUCCACCUCGUCGCUUCAAGGUUUCUCAGAACCAUCAAUCGACGCCGUCGUGCCCGCCAGCUAUCCCGGACGAUUGAUCUUCCAACCAACACUCCUCCUCCGGCACAUCUGGUGUCUCCGAACCUUCCCGGCGGCCCUGCUGCCUGCUGCAUCUGUCUUGCCGAGUAUUCUGAGGACUCUCAGAUUACCAUCCUCAACUGCCGCCACACUCAUCACUUCCACCGCGACUGCCUCUUGGAAUGGCUUCGCCAAAACAGUUCCUGUCCUUACUGCAAGGCCCCGGUGCAGUGA